AUGUCAAGAAUCACUCAACUCCUCAGAAAUACUUUCCUCGAACACCAAAAGAUUGGUUUAUACUAUGCUGAUCUUUACAACGAAACUCCAGUCGUAAAGGAAGUUCUCCGUAGAUUACCAACAGCUACACUAGCUCAAAGAGACAGAAGACACAAGAUUGCUUUCGACUUGAACGUCAAGAAGCAAUAUUUGGAAGAAUCACAAUGGUCAAAUUCUGAAAAGGAUCUCGAAUACACUACUCUCUUUGAAACAAUGAUGAAUGAUGUCGAAAACGAGUUUGAAAUUCGUAAAGCCUUCAGAGCCUAA
Cavenderia fasciculata is the source of this 306-nucleotide messenger RNA. RefSeq names its product cytochrome bd ubiquinol oxidase (gene uqcrb). The record is from RefSeq and is a predicted model, not a curated record. Gene Ontology annotation, biological process: mitochondrial electron transport, ubiquinol to cytochrome c. The transcript has 3 exons. NCBI's taxonomy places the organism in Eukaryota, Evosea, Eumycetozoa, Acytosteliales, Cavenderiaceae. The coding region runs from base 1 to 306 and encodes 101 amino acids.